AUGGCCACCGAGGUCUCGUCACCUUGUGUCGAUUAUGGCCCUACAGCGCACACGAAUCCAAACAUCUUUCAACUAGAGAUCAAACCAAAACAUGUUUUAUGCCAUGAGAUUGGUGCUGGAUCGAUGUGUACAAGAUGCGGGAAAUGUCCCGGUCUAGAUCUACACUUUUGGAGAAAACUAUGUAAAACGUGUGGAUGUCGUAUGGACGAGCAUGACGUCAUUCUACCAAAUCAGUACGAUCACGGGCAAUUGAUUAUUGGUCGACUUUUCGGUGUUCGCGAGCAAUUCGAGUCUGUGGUCGCCGAUUCGUAUGAACACGCAAAAGCUCAAGCGGAAGCGGAUCGCCAAGCGAAUGAGGGACGAAUGACGGCUUUUGGAGUGAUGUUGAAGCCAGUGAAAAGAGAUGGUGGUGGAUCGAGAGGUGUUUCCCCAUCACGAAGUGGAUCCGAUUGUGGCACUGAUGGUCGAGAUCGAGCCUCGUCCACCUCAUCCACUUCCUCCCGCGCUCCUCUUUCCCAAAAAAGCGAGCUCAGCACUGCUGUCACUUCAUCACCUCGAGUCUCCACAGCUACUUUGAGUGAAUCUAAAAGAACUGUCCCCAGCGCUGUCUACAAUUAUAAAAUGGAAACAAAUAAUAAAGAGAAUGAGAAGGUGAUCACCUAUUACUCGUGGGUGCCCAUAUCGGAUGAUCGACUCAUCGACAAAUAUAUGAACGCAUUGCCGGAAGAAGAGCGGCCAAUUGCUGGCACAAAGGGAGAGCAAACGAGGAGACAGCGAUUGGCCUAUCAACUCCCACUCUAUGAUUGCAAUGUUGAUGAUUCUCGUUUCGCCUCGGAUCAGGACAAAGUCGUGCUGGGAAAAUUCGUGGACAACGUCAAGAAACAUGUGAUCGGCGUUGGCAAAGUUGUUGAAGUGGAUUCGGUGGAGAAAAACGAGAAAAAGAGGAGGGAGAUGAGAGAAACGGGAAGUCAGACUGAUCUCCUGAGCAAUGCGGCUCAAAAUGCAAAGACGGUGAAUGGAAAUGGUGGACUGGAUCACGCGCUUCAGCUGGACACCCUCGCCGAUCAAGUACACCAAAUUGGAAUCCAGGGUUCCACAAAGAGCCAAAAGAGCCCGAUCUCCCCCGGAUCGCAACGAGCCACCGAGAUCAUUCAAGAGAUCGAUCCAGUGCCAUGCAAGCAAUGCACAGAUAUGAUCAAUGUAGGACAAGUUGGCAUUCGAACAGAUCACGGGAUUAAAGAGGACACUUGGCAUCCGGGAUGUUUCCGAUGUGAGCAAUGCCAACAAUUGCUCGUCGACAUGCUCUAUUUCUAUCAUCAAGGUAAAUACUAUUGUGGUCGACAUUUCGCUGAUCAACUUUACCCACGAUGUUCUGGGUGUGAUGAGUUAAUCUUCGCCAAUGAGUACACGUGGGCUGAGGAGAAAUCGUGGCAUUUUGACCAUUUCGCAUGCUUUAAGUGUGACUUCAAAUUAGGCGGUCAUCGCUAUAUGACAAGAGAGGAACAGCCUUAUUGCCUCGAUUGUUUUGUGAAACAUUUUGCAAAGACAUGUGCUAGUUGUGAGGAGAAAAUUGGACCCGAUGAGAAGCGUUUAAAUUACGAAGAGACACACUGGCAUGCGACAGUCGAAUGCUUUCAUUGCAAAGAAUGUGAUGAAUCUUUGAUUGGAAAGAAAUUCAUUUGGAAAGAGAAUUGUCUUUUUUGUUCCUCGAAAUGUCGAUCCGAUCAUUGCGCAAAGAAGAAA
Messenger RNA from Mesorhabditis belari, 1743 nucleotides. NCBI's taxonomy places the organism in Eukaryota, Metazoa, Nematoda, Chromadorea, Rhabditida, Rhabditidae. The record is from the annotation of a GenBank genome assembly.